Messenger RNA from Candidula unifasciata, 1587 nucleotides. Lineage: Eukaryota; Metazoa; Mollusca; Gastropoda; Stylommatophora; Geomitridae. The record is from the annotation of a GenBank genome assembly.
AUGUAUUCCUUCCACCUGAGGCAUAUUCUGAACAUAAAAUUCUUGAUCGUCGCUGGAUUUGUUUCCCUGUUGGUUACAUUCUUGUUGUUAAUGUUCAGUGAUGACUUACACCAUAAUGGGAAGCAGUCCACUCACAAGAAGCUGCUCGUUCCUAUCAACAAGCUGAAGCCGGCCGAGGAUGAUACAAAAAUGUUUCAUUGGAUGAAGGAUGAUGAGGCGAGGAUGAGAGUAGGAGACAAUGCUUCCGUAAAGGACUCAGAAGAAAUAAACAAGGGACAUUUGUUGUUUCAAAAAGAUACGAGGCCUCCGCUGACAGUGGCAAGAAUUGCUAAGUACUGUAAUGCUCCUUACAGUCAGGAACUAGGAAAUGAAGGACUGGUACCAGAAGAUUACAAACUCUUAGGCGUUCACGUGGUGAUCCGACAUGGAGACCGGUCUCCCAUCAGCCGACUGCCUAACACAGCUGUCGGUGGGCCCAGUUGUCUCAUAGACACAUCCCAGCAUGCUCACCUUCCGAAAGUCACAAACUUUAUUAGUGAGAUGGCAGCCUCCUCGCAGAACACUCUGAAAAACACCAGAUUCCAUAGAUGGGCACUGUAUCCUUCACAUCCUAAAUGUGCUGAUGGCCAGCUAACAGGACGUGGGGCCUUGCAACAUAUUAUUUAUGGAAUGCACUACAGUGAGCGAUAUUUUCAAAAACACAAAUUGUUUCAUGAGACAAACUGGCAUAAGGAAGUCAUUGUUCACACCACAGAGGUACCUAGAACAUUCCAAAGUGCUAUCGCAUUUUUGUAUGGACUUUUACCAAACUUUGACUUAGAGAAAAUAAAUUUGAAAUCUUCGAGUAAUAUUAAUUUCUGUGAAGAGAGUGUAUUUCAUUCAGCCUGUUCCUGCGCAGGUCUUGACAUGUUCCGGAAUAAAGCUGUCAAAGAAUGCCGGUUGGAUGCGGGAUACACUGAGAUUAUGAAAAAAUACGAAGGUGCCCAAAGCUACAUCAAGAUUGUUUUGAAUUUGCAGACGAAGGAUUUACCAUAUGCCGCAGCUCUCAUGGACGGUUUGAGCAGCUACGCUUGUCACAACACACAGGCUCCUUGCAACACUCAAGGCAAGUGCAUCACGGCUAAAAUUGUUGAAUCCAUUUGGGAAUCUGUGGACUACCAGAGCAUCUGCUUCCACAGAAACAAAAACUACAAAAAAUACGCUCAAGCCAACACUCACGGAUUAUUGUACCGUAUAGCUAAAAGUAUGAAUAGUGCUGCCUUUAAUGGCACUGUCCAAAAAUUCCAUUUGUACUCAGGACACGACACAACAAUUUCUCCGCUGAUCACAGCCUUGGAACUUGAUGAUGCUGUCUGGCCAGGUUAUGCUUCCAGAUUGACCUUUGAGCUGUACCAGCGACAGAGCACUGGCGAACAUUUUAUACGUGUUUUACAAAAUGGCAAGGUUGUCACCUCACAGGUUGUGUUUUGCAGGCAUAAGGCGGAAGGGGAUUUUUGUAAAUUUAGUUAUUUUUACACCUAUGUCUCAGAUUUGAAUUUACAGGAGUUUUGUAACUCUGUAAAGUUUACUUCCAUGCUUACACGGUGA